UUAUGUAUUGUUUGGCUACAUGUACUUAUCUCCAACAUCAGAUGCAUUUGCAUAAGCUAUUGAGAAACUCUCUUCGCCUCUUGCAUCUCCUCCAUAAACGGCUCUCUGCGUUUUCCAGAAACGGCUCUCUCUUGCUAAAAGAUCAGAUUUUGAAAAGGGAAGCAGUGAGUGGAGUUCAUCUGAGCUGUUGUACCUUUUCUGUACUUGACAGUUACCCCUUUGCCGAGGCGUCAGCUAUUUUCAAGGCAGAUAUUUAUUACAAUUCUUUUGAGGGUUCUCAUAUUAUAUUCCUCUAUUGCAUAUCUAUCGUUGCUAUACUAUAUGGGCUGAGGUUUACGUUUCAUGGGAGGUGUAGAAGAUGAUGAACCAGUGUCAAAACGCAUGAAAUUAGCCUCUGGAGAGUUGACAGGUCUUUCCAACGGUUCUUCUUUAAUAGAGACCAUAGUUGGGUCUUCAAGGGACUUGAUGGCUCGGCCCCUACAAUCUGAAGGGGACGAAGAGGUUGUUGGCUCGAAAGGAGUUAUUAAAAGAGUUGAAUUUGUCAGAAUAAUAGCCAAAGCAUUAUAUUCUCUUGGAUAUAAGAAGAGCAGUGCUCAUUUAGAGGAAGAAUCAGGGAUCCCCUUACAAUCAUCUGCUGUAAAUUUAUUUAUGCAGCAAAUUCUUGAUGGCAGUUGGGAUGAAAGUGUAGUCACAUUGCAUAAUAUCGGUCUGAAAGAUGAAAGCAUUGUUAAGUCAGCCGCUUUUCUGAUAUUAGAACAGAAGUUUUUUGAGCUUUUAGAUGGGGGAAAAGUCAUGGUUGCUUUAAACACAUUGAGGGAAGAGAUUGCUCCACUUUGCAUCAAUAAUGGCAGAGUCCGUGAGCUGUCUUCCUUCAUUGUCUCUCCUGCAUUUUGUGCUUCAAUUGGGUCUUCUAAUCAGGAUACUUCAAGGAUGAAAUCUCGGUCAAAGCUGCUGGAGGAAUUACAACAAUUGCUUCCUCCAACAGUUAUAAUACCUGAAAGGAGGUUGGAAUAUUUAGUUGAACAGGCACUGACCUUGCAAAAAGAUGCAUGCAUAUUUCACAACUCCAUGGAUAAUGAGAUGUCAUUAUACACAGAUCAUAACUGUGGAAGAGAUCAAAUUCCUUCUCGAACUUUGCAGAUUCUGAAGGCACAUUCUGAUGAAGUGUGGUUCUUACAAUUUUCUCACAAUGGGAAAUACUUAGCUUCAUCAUCCAGCGAUCAAUCGGCAAUCAUAUGGGAGGUUGAUUCCAAUGGUGGAGUUUCUUUUAAGCAUCGAUUAUCUGGUCACCAAAAACCUGUGUCCUCUGUUUCCUGGAGUCCUGAUGAUCAGCAGCUUCUCACUUGUGGGAUUGAGGAGACUGUCAGGCGUUGGGAUGUUGCUUCUGGUGAAUGCCUCCAUGUCUAUGAGAAAGUUGGUCUUGGCCUCAUUUCCUGUGGAUGGUUUCCAGAUGGGAGACGGGUAUGCACUGGCAUUAACGAUAAAAGCAUCUGCAUGUGGGACUUGGAUGGAAAAGAGCUAGAGUGUUGGAAAGGGCCACGAACUUUGAAGAUCUCUGAUUUGGAAAUAACAAGCGAUGGGAAACAGAUCAUAAGUAUGUGCAAGGAAACUGCAAUCCUACUACUUGAUAUAGAAGCAAAAAAUGAGAGAGUGAUUGAGGAGAAUCAAACAAUAACUUCAUUCUCAUUGUCAAGAGAUGAUAAGUUUUUGCUGGUUAAUCUUCUGAAUCAAGAAAUCCAUCUUUGGAAUAUAGAUGGUGGCAUCAAGCUUAUAGCUAAGUAUAAAGGUCACAAACGCACCCGGUUUGUUAUUAGGUCUUGUUUUGGGGGACUUGAACAAACUUUUAUUGCCAGUGGUAGUGAAGAUUCACAGGUAUAUAUAUGGCACAAAUGCUCAAGAGAGCUCAUAGAGGCAUUGCCUGGCCAUUCUGGGGCUGUUAAUUGUGUGAGCUGGAAUCCAAAAAAUCCACACAUGUUGGCAUCAGCUAGUGAUGAUCGUACAAUUCGAAUAUGGGGCUUAAAUGCUCUGUGCAUGAAACAAAAGGGCACUCACAGCAAUGGCAUCCAUUACUGCAAUGGAGGAACUUGAGAAAACUUGAAGCAUCAAAUCAAAAAGAUAAAUUCUUCUUUUCCUUGACCAUUGCUUUCAUGUAUAUACACCUGUUUUCAUUGCCCUACACAAUAACAAUGUGAAUUAUACAGCUACUUUCUGAUAAUAAAUUAUCAUUUUAACAUUACAUUGAUUCUUUUUACUUUAUUUUUGUUCUGUGAGAAAUUUUAUUAAUUCUUUCAUAGUCAUUGCUGAA
Messenger RNA from Jatropha curcas, 2305 nucleotides. The record is from RefSeq and is a predicted model, not a curated record. NCBI's taxonomy places the organism in Eukaryota, Viridiplantae, Streptophyta, Magnoliopsida, Malpighiales, Euphorbiaceae.